GUGGCGAGCACGCGCAGCGCGCGAGCACGAUGAAAUGAGAAAAGCAGCACUGAUUAGUGGCGGAAAAGCAGAAAGCAGGAGUUUCGUCGAACGAAGCGAAGGAGCUGGUUAUGGUGAGAUAUGAAGUGAAGAGAAAUAGUCGUAAUUUCUUGCGCUGAGUCAAGAUGGUUCGGUGUCAUGAGCCUUUCAUCUCAAGGAAGUUCGUGCGAAGGACGAUUUGAGAGAGAGAGAAAAUCUCGUACGCUGGAAUAUUGUACAGCGGCCGGUGUGGGAGCUCGUCUGGGGCGCAGGCUGCAAACUGAAGCGAACUAACUCAAGCUGGAGUCUGUUCUCAGCUCGAGAAGGUGUGAUGUCUUGAAACAGUCUCCGGAGCUUUUGAAGGAUGUGCAGUGAGUUCUGAUGGGAACUGCGGUUCCAAUAUGAGUGUUCAUGAUGUUGGAGGAAGACGACGCUUCGAGGACACAGAGUUCACCCUGCGCAUCUACCCUGGGGUCAUCGCAGAGGGCACCAUCUACUGCCCGGUCGCCGCCCGCAAGAACACCUCGGCCGCCGAGGUCAUCGAGCAGGUCAUUGACCGGCUGCAGCUGGACCGAACGAAAUGCUACGUCUUGGCAGAGGUGAAGGAGUUUGGGGGAGAGGAAUGGAUCCUCAACCCCACCGAUUGCCCCGUGCAGCGCAUGAUGCUGUGGCCGCGCAUGGCCCUGGAGAAUCGCUUCAGCGGCGAGGAUUACCGCUUCCUGCUGCGCGAGAAGAACCUGGACGGCUCCAUCCACUACGGCAACCUGCAGAUGUGGCUGCGCGUGACGGAGGAGCGGCGGCGCAUGGUGGAGCGCGGCCUCUUGCCACAGCCGCUGCAGAAGGACUAUGACGACCUGUGCAACCUGCCCGACCUCAACGAGAAGACGUUGCUGGACAACCUCCGCAGUCGCUUCAAGCAGGAGAAGAUCUAUACUUACGUGGGAAGCAUCCUCAUAGUCAUUAACCCCUUCAAGUUCCUGCCCAUCUACAACCCCAAAUAUGUCAAGAUGUACGAUAACCACCAGCUGGGGAAGCUGGAGCCGCAUAUAUAUGCGGUUGCGGAUGUAGCCUAUCAUGCUAUGCUGCAACGCAAGCAGAACCAGUGUAUAGUUAUCUCUGGGGAAAGUGGCUCGGGCAAGACCCAGAGCACCAACUUCUUGAUCCAUCACCUCACAGCACUCAGUCAAAAAGGCUUCGCUAGUGGAGUGGAACAGAUCAUUCUUGGAGCUGGACCAGUGUUAGAGGCCUUUGGAAACGCAAAGACCGCACACAAUAACAACUCGAGCCGCUUCGGCAAGUUCAUCCAAGUGAAUUACCAGGAGAGCGGCACUGUUAGAGGCGCGUAUGUGGAGAAGUACCUGCUAGAGAAGUCCCGGCUUGUCUAUCAGGAGCACAAUGAAAGGAACUACCAUGUGUUUUACUACCUGCUGGCGGGCGCGAGUGAGGAGGAGAGGACGGCAUUCCACCUCCGAAAACCUGAAGAAUACCAUUACCUCAGUCAGAUGAGAAAGAAACCUCAGAGACUGCACUGGGAAAAUUACUAUGAGAGCGAACCGCAGGAUUGUUUCACAGUGGAAGGGGAGGAUCUGAAGCACGACUUUGAGAGGCUGCAGCUGGCUAUGGAGAUGGUGGGGUUCCUACCCGCUACACGCAAACAAAUCUUUUCUCUGUUGUCGGCCAUCCUUCACUUAGGAAAUAUCCGAUAUAAGAAGAAGACGUACCGGGAUGACUCCAUCGAUAUCUGCAACCUUGAUGUUCUGCCCAUCGUCUCAGAGCUGCUGGAGGUGAAGGAGGAGAUGCUGGUUGAAGCCCUGACAACAAGGAAGACAGUUACUGUAGGAGAGAGGCUGAUCGUGCCCUACAAGCUGGCUGAGGCUGGGACUGUGCGUGACUCCAUGGCUAAAUCGCUGUACAGCGCUCUGUUUGACUGGAUCGUGUUCAGAAUCAAUCACGCACUGCUCAACAACAGAGACCUGGAGGAGUCAGCCAAGAUGUUGUCCAUUGGGGUGCUUGACAUCUUCGGCUUUGAAGACUAUGAGAACAACAGCUUCGAGCAGUUCUGCAUCAACUUUGCCAAUGAGAGACUUCAGCAUUACUUUAACCAGCACAUCUUCAAGCUGGAGCAGGAAGAGUACAGGGCAGAGGGCAUCACCUGGCAUAACAUAGAUUACAUCGACAACACAGGCUGCAUAAACCUCAUCAGCAAGAAACCCACAGCACUGCUCCACCUACUGGACGAAGAGUGCAACUUCCCACAGGCCACUAACCAGACAUUACUGGACAAAUUCAAGCGGCAACAUGAGGGUAACAGUUACAUUGAGUUUCCUGCAGUCAUGGAGCCGGCUUUCAUCAUCAGACACUAUGCCGGGAAGGUCAAGUACGGCGUGAAGGACUUCAGGGAGAAGAAUACGGACCACAUGCGGCCGGACAUCGUAGCUCUCCUGAAGAGCAGCAAGAACGCCUUCAUCUGCGGCCUCAUCGGCAUCGACCCGGUGGCCACUUUCCGCUGGGCUGUCUUGCGGGCAUAUUUCAGAGCCGUGGUGGCUUUUAGGGAGGCAGGGAGGAGACGUGUGGAGAAGAAGAGUGGGCAUGAUGAUGCUGCUCCAUGUGCAGUUUUGAAAAGUGUGGAUAGUUUUAGCUUUCUGCAUCACCCUGUGCAUCAGAGAAGCUUAGAGAUCCUGCAGAGGUGCAAAGAGGAGAAGUACAGUAUGAGCAGAAGGAGCCCUCGCACGCCGCUCUCGGACCUACAGGGCACCAACAACGAGCGGUCUCCUGGAGAGAGCCGGAAUGGCCGUGUUGGAAGACAGAGCAGACUGUCCUCUGCUGGCUCUGUCACAGAGGAGGAUGGGAUCUUCAUCAACUCCACCAGCAGCAAGCUCCUGGAGAGAGCACACGGCAUCCUCAUGAGGAACAAAAACUACAAAAUGAGACCCAGUCUUCCAAAGCACUUGCUGGAUGUGAAGUCUCUGAAGUACCUGAGUAACCUGACCCUGCAUGACCGCAUCACCAAAUCGCUGCUGCACCUCCACAAGAAGAAGAAACCUCCAAGUAUUAGUGCCCAGUUUCAGGCAUCUCUUAAUAAGCUAAUGGAGACUCUUGGUCAGUCCGAGCCCUACUUCGUGAAAUGCAUCCGAUCAAAUGCAGAGAAGCUGCCCUUGCGGUUUAAUGACAGUCUGGUGCUGAGGCAGCUUCGCUACACAGGCAUGUUGGAGACGGUUCGCAUCCGACAGUCAGGCUACAGCGUCAAAUACACUUUUCAGGAGUUUGUUCGUCACUUUCACGUGAUGCUUCCUGAGGAUCUAGAGCCCACACAGGAGAGCAUCAGAAGCUACCUCUGCCAGGUGGACCUUCCACCUGAUGGCUUCCAAGUCGGCUCCUCUAUGGUAUUCCUCCGUGAGGUGGACCGCCAGCAGCUGCAGGACCUUCUCCAUCAGGAAGUGUUGAGGAGAAUUGUGAAUCUCCAGCGCCGCUUCCGAGCCUUGCAGGAGAGAAACAAUUUGCUCAUGAUGAGACAGGCUGCCUGCAUCAUACAGCGCUUCUGGCGGAGCAGCCGGGCCAGGCAGAGGAAUGAGCAGCUGGAGUAUGAUCGUAACAUCCAGCAGGGAGCAGCAGUGUGUAUCCAGUCAGCCUGGAGGGGGUUCAGAGACCGCCACAGAUUUUUGCUAUGGAGAAAAGCGGUCCUGGUCAUCCAGAGGAACUGGAGAGUAUGCCGUUAUCGACGGGGUCGAGCUGCUCUCAUGAUCCAGGCUGCCUGGAAAAGCCACAAGGCCAGGAAGCACUACCUCCAGCAACGGCACAUGGUCAUUGCACUCCAGGCGGCAUGGAGAGGCUAUUUGGCUAGGCAGAGGUUCAGAGAACUAAGAGAGCAGAAGCUGAAGGAUACUCAGUUGCUAAAUGGACAGAUAAGCCUGACUCCAGAGGAAGAGAACCCAAGGAUCAUGGGCCUGGACUUGAGCACAUGGGAGGACUCCUCCUAUAAUGAGCGAGAGAGGAGCCUGCAGCGCCUAAGCGAGACCGAGGCCUCUCAGGAGGAGCCACACAUUGAGGCCUUGCAAGAGACGCAGCAGAAGGACAAAGAUGUGCAAGAGGAAGAAGCAGCAGCAGGACGACCAAUUGCUCAGGUGGUGGUCAGAGAGAGAGCACGGACGCUGGACGAUUCCAACCAGAAGAAGCGAGCCAAGAGGGAGAGCCGGCGGAUGCGGGAGCUGGAGCAGGCGAAGUUUAGCCUAGAGCUGCUGAAAGUACGUUCUGCACAAGAGUUUGAGGAGAGACGCUGGUCAAUUGAGCUGCCCGGUGAAGGUGUCCAGUCUCCUCAGGGCACCCCAGACAGCCAGAGCUCCAAAGGCAGCUUUGAGCUGCUUAGUAUGGAUGACUAUCCCAAAGACAGGGCACCAUAUGCUGAAGCUGAAGACCUUGGCUCUCCUUCUUCAGCACCAGAGGAAUACGAAACAUUCUGCAGCGUCCCCAGAUCUGUUCUUCCUCUGGAUUCUCUUGCACCUGAAAGUCCUAAAAAAGAGCCAGCCAUGAAGCCUGUACUUCCAAAACUGGAGAACUCUCUCCCAACCUUUUACAUCCCUCCAGUAGAUGGCAGCUCUACAGUCACAAAGCCUAGCAUGGAUGCAGCAUCCUCCACCACACAGCCUGAGAGUCCUGCAAAGUCUUUGAAGGACAGAAGAGAGUCUUCCCGCAGACCCAUGGUGGUGGUUAUCAGUAUGCAGAAAGAAACCUCACUAAUUGAAGGAAGCAUAAAGACACCAGAAGUCCGAGACAGCGCUGCCCAGACCAGCGAGCCACCCAGCCCAGCUCAGGUCGACAGCAGCGGCAGCCUGUCCGUGCUAGAGAGGCUAGAGAAGCUGAAUGAGGAAAAGCAGGAGCGGCGGAAGCAGCAGCAACAACAGAACGAGAAGGAGAUGAUGGAGCAGAUCCGCCAGCAAAAGGAAGUCCUGGAGAAGCAGCGCAAGUACUUUGCCCAGUACGAGCGAGAGAUGUUUGAGAAGCAAAGGGGUGAGGCCCUGCAGAGGAUAGAGCAAAGCCGGCUGGAAGGCCCCGAAAGAGCGACACCUAGGUCCAGCUCCGACAUCACAGACAGAGGACCGGCUCCCAUAGCCCAGCCUGAGCCAGAUCUCCUCUCAGGCUCUCCAAAGGCUCAAAACAAACAGGCCGCUCUCUCCACAGUGAGGGAAAGGCCAAAAGACAAACGCACCAUGCCGGAUGGAUGGGCCCCCAAACUAACCUUGGAGUCCCGAGAUGUUGCGGCAAGAGGGAGCCCACAUAAGAAGCCCCCCACGCCAAGCGUCAACAUCAAUAUGGCAGAGAGGCCUGGAAAUAUAUUCUUCUCGCCUAAAGACAAGGCUUCCUUCUCAAAGUUUGAAAAGGAAUUCACCGGUCAAAAGAAGUCACCAGAAGUUCACAAAGAGGCCGCCCCCUCAGAUUUCAAAUCCUCAAUUUCGAAAACACCGAAAGGUCGUGAGGUUGGCAGACCAGGCCAUAAAAAAGCCCGCAUGGCGCGGACGCGUUCUGACUUCCUGACCCGCGGUUCAAAUGCCCCGGGGGAGGGGGAGUCAGAGGAGGAAGAGUAUGAUGAGACCCCUCUGUCUCUUGGCCCACCCCUCCCCAAGCAGGACUCAGAGGGGGGGACACUAGAGGCUUGUCACAGUGACUCUGAAAUGCCCUCCACACCCACUGAGGAGCAAAAGAGGAUGCACAAAACUAUGUCAUCUGGUGACCUUGGCAAGAGUGAAACCUUGAGAAAGAAUUCUCAGGGAGAUGGAAGGGUUCGAGGUAAGAUGCGGUUCUGGACAAAGACGAAGCAGGCAGAAAAGAAGUCCUCCAGGGAGAGGCUAGUGUGCGGCAGUGACACUAUGGACGGAGACUAUGCUGACACCGCACUCCUCAUGGGUGAAGGAGAAUGCCUGUCCCCACCGCACAGCCCUGACUUUAGCAGCCAGCGGGAUUUUAAGGAGAACAAGGAACCGUCACCCAAAGUGAAGCGCCGCCGCAGUGUGAAGAUCAGCAGCGUGGCUCUAGAACCCGCCCAGUGGCAGAACGAUGCACUACAGAUCCUCACGUGUGCCAAUGACUACAAGAGCAUGAAUGAGUUCCUUAUGAAGAAGAUCAAUGAUUUGGAUACAGAGGACAGUAAGAAAGACACAAUGGUGGAUGUCGUCUUUAAAAAGGCGCUCAAAGAAUUCCGCAUCAACAUUUUCAACUCCUACUCCACAGCUUUGGCCAUGGAUGACGGAAAGAGUAUCCGCUAUAAGGAUCUGUACGCGCUCUUCGAGCAGAUCCUGGAGAAGACCAUGCGCCAGGAGCAGAGAGACUGGAGCGAGUCCCCUGUUAAAGUAUGGGUGAACACCUUUAAAGUGUUCCUGGAUGAGUUUAUGACCGAGUACAAACCACUGGACAGCAGCGUGAGCAAAGCCUCUAAACCCGACCGCAAGAAGAGAAGGAAAAAGGACUCGGACAUUGUGGAGGAACACAACGGCCAUGUUUUCAAGUCCACUCAGUACAGCAUUCCCACAUACUGCGAGUACUGCUCCUCCCUCAUCUGGAUGAUGGACAAAGCGUGCGUCUGCAAACUAUGCCGGUACGCCUGCCACAGAAAGUGCUGUCUGAAGAUGACGACCAAAUGCAGCAAGAAGUACGAUCCUGAACUGUCAUCGAGGCAGUUUGGGGUGGAGGUGUCCCGUUUGACCAAUGACGAGCGCUCCGUACCUUUGGUGGUGGAGAAACUCAUCAACUACAUUGAGAUGCACGGCCUCUACACAGAGGGCAUCUACAGGAAGUCUGGCUCCACCAGUAAGGUCAAAGAACUGAAGCAGGCUCUGGACACAGAUGUGAACAGUGUGAAUCUGGAUGAGUUCAAUAUCCACGUCAUUGCCAGUGUUUUCAAGCAGUGGUUGCGUGAUUUGCCCAAUCCCCUUAUGACCUUCGAACUGUAUGAGGAAUUCCUGAGAGUCAUGGGCCUUCCAGACAAAAAGGAGGUCGUACGAGGGGUCUAUUCUGUGGUAGAUCAGCUUAGCAGAACUCAUCUGUACACACUGGAAAGACUCAUCUUCCACCUGGUCAGAAUUGCACUGCAAGAAGAAACCAACCGCAUGUCUGCUAACGCUCUGGCUAUCGUCUUUGCCCCCUGUGUUCUCCGUUGCCCGGACACUAUCGACCCACUGCAGAGCGUACAAGAUAUUGGCAAAACCACAGCAUGUAUAGAACUGAUCAUAUGUGAGCAAAUGAACAAGUAUAAAGCCAGGCUGAAGGACAUUAACAGUCUGGAGUUCGCUGAGAACAAAGCCAAGAGCCGACUGACACUCAUUCGCAGGUCUAUGAAACCUGUAGUAAUUGCGGUUAGGUUUAUGAGCAUAACCCGCAGUGCAGCGGCGGGUAAGGGGAGAGUACGCAGAGUGAGCUAUCACACACCGUCUCCACCGGUCAGUCCUCGCUCUCCCUGUGCCCCUGAAGCCAUGGAGGAGAGUGGAGAUGAGGAAGCAAGUAGAGACUCUGAGGUGUCGGAGCAGCAGCAGGCCGCCAUGCAGCAGGAGGAGAGGGUUCUGACCGAACAAAUUGAGAGCCUGCAGAAAGAGAAGGAGGAGCUGACAUUUGAGAUGCUGUCCCUGGAGCCACGAGCGUCAGACGAUGAGACUCUGGAGUCAGAGGCAUCUAUAGGGACAGCAGACAGCUCCGAGAACCUGAAUGUUGACUCUGAAGGUGCCACGUCUGACUUCUCUGAGAGAGGCCCAGCGCUGACUGCCACCCGACCUAAGAAGUCCGAGGGCAAGACCAGAAGGACUUUGCGGAGGCAGCCCGACUCGCUGGACUCUGUGGACUCCGGCUCCACAGCUUCAUCCGUCUCCUCGUCUCAUCUGCACCCAGCCGCCUCAUCCCACCGCUUUCGACUGCGCUCCAAAUCACCCUCGCCAGGCCUGUUCCGCUCCGGACCACCCGACGAUGGCCCAGAUGCAGCCGAUUCGCAGGACGGUGAAGAGAGGCCGCGCUUCACCAGCCGGGGCACCUUUAACCCGGAGAAGGGCAAGCAGAAACUGCGUGGGGCCAAGUAUUCACCCCUGAGGCACCGCGAGCCUCCAGAGGGUGGUGGCCACCACAAGAGAGAACCAGACCUACAGCCACAGCAGCUAGUGUUGUACGGCACCAACGAGUUCAUGGUAUGAAAGCCAUGGUGGCAACUCCUCCCCAAGAGCUAAUCUUUUUCCUUGCUAGCUCGCUCAUCGGCACCCCCUGUCCAUGUCUACAAGCCAGCUGAACAGUCCCUAAGUGCCAUGUCCACAGAGAGGCAGGAGGAAGGGGUCGGAAAAGCUAUGCUGGAAAUAAAGUGCCAUGCCCUUUGUUCACUGGCUGUAGUCUGUGAUGUUAAUACAGAUGUAAAGUUGCAGAUUAAAGGGCAGUGCCGUCAGAAGCUGGGUGGAGCCCGUAGGCAGGGUAAAGGGAAUGAGAAAACGCAGCAGGAUGUACUCGGCUGCAGCCGGCUGUCCUCAGCAGAUGCACCUGAGUUGCCGUUGCUGAAACAGGAGACAAAGCCAUUGAUAGUGCAGACUCCACAAACUCAAGCGAAACCAUUGGCUGCUUUUAAAGUUUACAGUUUAUAACCGUGUAAGCAGCGUGCUCUAUAAUUACAUGU
Messenger RNA from Colossoma macropomum (tambaqui), 8650 nucleotides. RefSeq names its product myosin IXAa (gene myo9aa). Gene Ontology annotation, molecular function: ATP binding; protein binding; microfilament motor activity. The transcript is spliced from 44 exons. The record is from RefSeq and is a predicted model, not a curated record. Bases 420 to 8183 code for a protein of 2587 amino acids. Gene Ontology annotation, biological process: positive regulation of GTPase activity; intracellular signal transduction. NCBI's taxonomy places the organism in Eukaryota, Metazoa, Chordata, Actinopteri, Characiformes, Serrasalmidae. Gene Ontology annotation, cellular component: myosin complex.